AUGCAGGAGGAAGAUGCAGUCAGCAUCGUUCAACGCUCAGUUGAAAGUGUGGCGCUAGGAAUAUCGUGCUUCACGCAAGUGAAAGAAGGGAUUCGAAGUCCACUUCUACUCAACGAUCGAAGAUCAGAGACGCUACAGCAUAUGCAAACGGAAGUAAAAUUAGAGAGUCAGGAACGUCUAAAUUUCAGCGAUGUCAAAGGUCAAGUGAAUCGAAGGAGAUCGCUGUUCUCGGAUUGCAAUAAUCCUCGUUUUUGGGCUAGCAGGCCAUCGCUGGUGUUCAUCAAGCCGCCCACACGCAUAGGAAACGACAACGGGCUGGACAGCAAGGAGAGAAAAAAGGGUGCUGAGGAUAAUGAAACGAGCGACGAAGAGACCUCUACCAUAAAUAGGUUGGCUCGAUAUUACAGGCCAAGCAUAGCAUUCGAUGAGAUUUCGUCAUCUACGCGAGAACGUCAUCUACGUGGAAGAAAAUUUCUGCGACCACCGCUGGUUGACAGCUGA
This is a messenger RNA of Necator americanus (New World hookworm), 501 nucleotides long. RefSeq lists its product as uncharacterized. Lineage: Eukaryota; Metazoa; Nematoda; Chromadorea; Rhabditida; Ancylostomatidae. The transcript has 4 exons. The record is from RefSeq and is a predicted model, not a curated record. Bases 1 to 501 code for a protein of 166 amino acids.